GCAAUAUAAAACGAGGCACAUCUUCGCUAACUGUAUUCUGCAAACAACUGAACGAAGAGUGCCUGCCUAGUGCAAAACAGAAUCACAUUAGCACAACAUGACUCCUGUAACGUUAAUAUUAUUAUCAGCACUAAUAUCAUUAGCGUCGUGUGGACGCCUGGAGCCGCAAUACUUACCUCCGAGGCUGGGAGGAGGUAACGGAGGACUGGGAGGAGCUGGAGGAUCCGGAGGUGGAGGCGGUGGAAACGCAGGACUUGGAGGAGGAUCUUUUGGCGGAGGAAGCGGCAAUUUCGGAGGCGGUUCAUCAUCAGGCGGAGCAAACGUACCUAUACUCCGAUAUGAAAACGAGAACAACGGAGAUGGCACUUAUAAGUUCAGCUACGAAACUGGCAAUGGCAUAUCAGCCCAAGAAAGUGGUGCCCCACGUGCCCAAGGUCCCGAAGGUCCUGCCGUCACAGCUGAGGGUGCCUUCUCCUACCGCACGCCCGACGGGCAGCAGAUCUCGCUGACCUACACUGCUGAUGAGAACGGCUUCCAUCCCGUCGGCGACCACCUUCCCACUCCUCCUCCCAUCCCUGAUGCAAUCCUACAGUCACUUGAGUUCAAUAGGCGCAACCCGUCUUCUGGAGAGGGAUCGUACAACGAAGGCUCGUUCGGCGGCUCUGGUAGCGGCAGCGGAGGCGGUAGCGGCGGCGGCAGCGGUAGCGGAAGAUUCGGCGGUGGCGGCGGCGGCAGCGGAUCUGGAGGAAACGGUGCAAACGGAUACCACUAUUGAUCUCAUUAACCACGAUAUCACUAAGAACUGCUGCUGAACCGUUGUUGAAAUGUAGAUUGUAUUCGGAUUUAGUUGUAAGGUUAUACAGCCAUAAAUACUUCAUAUAAUAACUUUAGUAUCUGCUAAGUUAGUCAUUAUGUAACUACAGAGGCUGCUUCACCGAUUCGCUUAAAAUUGGCUGAAACGCGGCCGCGUGUCUCGAUGCAGGAUGUUUUUUUUGUUCAAUUUUCAAACUGAGGUCAUAUAGGCAUCCCUCCACCCUGUCUGUCCCUUAAUCCUUAUCCUUCCAAUCCAAUCCUUGCAUUACUCAUGCAUUAAAGACCUUCAGUUUCUUCCUCUUUUUAACCGAUUUCAAAAAAGGAGGUUCUCAAUUCGUGUUUAUGUUAUUUUUAUUCAUUUUCGUUUUUUUAUUAUUAUUUUUUUCUUCGUCAAAAAUACUUUAUUACGUGUAAGGUAAUAAAAACUUAAUGUAUUAAGGGUUGCCAGUAGAUACGUUUUAACACGUUUCAGUACUGUUUUCUUAGUAUUAACUUAUAAUCUAUAGACGUCAUUAAGGCUUUAUUUUACUCUGUUAUUUUGCGUAAAUUCUAUGCUUAACUUUAGCUGUAAUUAGAUAAUUAUUUUCAUUUAUUUUAUCAUUGCAUAUAGUUUUUUUUUUACUUUAAGAUUUUUUAUUAGAGGUCAAUGACCUCGCGUGUAUAUGGACUGUGAUACCACGAAACAGGCAAGCACUCGAUAAUUUAUUUGAGCUUUUAUGUAAUAUACCUAUGUAAAUAGGCAUGUGAAUAAAUGUGAAUGAAUGAAAAUGAA
Messenger RNA from Bicyclus anynana (squinting bush brown), 1585 nucleotides. It is a transcript of the gene CPR9, whose product is annotated as pupal cuticle protein 20-like. The record is from RefSeq and is a predicted model, not a curated record. Gene Ontology annotation, molecular function: structural constituent of chitin-based larval cuticle. The transcript is spliced from 4 exons. Gene Ontology annotation, cellular component: chitin-based extracellular matrix. The coding region runs from base 98 to 775 and encodes 225 amino acids. NCBI's taxonomy places the organism in Eukaryota, Metazoa, Arthropoda, Insecta, Lepidoptera, Nymphalidae.